UAAAUCACAUAUUCUCUUAUCAAAUCAAACCAAUCUCAGCUCUCACAUAUUCUCUUAUCAAAUCAAACCCAUCUCAGCGCUCUCUCUCUCUCUCUCUCUCUCUCUCUCUCUCUCUCCUCUGCUAAUUGUUAUUAAGAAAGUUAAUUACUAUGGUGGAUUUUGAGUGCUCCUCCUCCAAACCCAACUACAAGGACUGGGAUUUUAAAGCAGCUGCCAAAGGGUUCAUUGGGUCAUCAGAUUUUAGCUCUUCUUCUUCAUCUUCUGUGCUUGAGGAUGAGUUCGUUUCCUCCGAGUCAGCUGAGACCACUGAUGAGGAAGACGAUUACAUUGCUGAGUUGACUCGCCAGAUGACUCACUACAUGCUUCAAGAUGACCAUGACAAAGCCAAUAUUAGCUCUCAGAAAAACCAAGAGUUAUUGGGUUCUGUUGGUUGGCCACAGUACUCAACACUGUGGUCACCUUUGGGUUCGAGCUAUGGUAGCCCAGAAGGCCCAUCUCUGGAACCAACGCCACCAGCUACACCAGUCAAAAACCACGCUUGGAAUAGCUGCACAUACGCUGACGUUUUGAAGAAGUUGGACAAAUUAGAUAGAACCAACCAAGGGUUAAAUUCUCUAGCUGAGAACUCAGGUGCUGGAUCUUGCUCAAAGCAAGGUCUAACUUUUGAUCAAAGCCACGAUUUUCAGAAACUUGAGGCCUAUCAUAGGCUAAAGCAAGAUAAAAUUUCAAGCAAACAAGGGUCAAGUAGUAGAGGAAGGCAAGCCAAUAUUGGUAAUCAACAAUUUGAGCCUGCUAACUAUAAGCACCAGAACAAAGGAGGUUGUGGAAGGCCAAGGUCUCCUACACAAUUUGGAGUGCCAGCAGGUUCAAACCCAUGGAUGAGCCAGCAGGCAAGUCCGGGCAUGAGGGCCGUUUUCCUUGGUGGGUCUGGUUCGAAAACCAGGUCGUCUUGUGGGACAGGUGUCUUUUUGCCUUGUGUUACUGGUAACGCGUCACAAUCACCCAAGAAAAAAGGAUGUUCCCCUGUUCUUAUACCCGCUAAGGUAGUGCAAGCCUUGAAAGUUCACUUCGACCGAGUUGGUGAGCUACCCCUGCCCAACGCUACCGGCUUCUCUAUACAAAAUGAUGGUUUUAACAAGGGUGGUAGGGCAAGCAUGCAAUCAACUAAAAAACGUAACUCACGGGGUGUGCCAGAGAUGAACCAUAAUGAGAUGGGUCUGCCUCAAGAAUGGACAUAUUGACACGGCUUUGGCACAUGCUACGCCUCAAUAUUCACCACCCAUCAUCGAUGUUGCUAAUUAAGCUCUCGUUUUCAACUACAGUCUACAGUGGUGUGUGUUUUGGCAUUUUGUUCUUAGAAAAGAAGAAAAGGCUCCAAGAAAAAGAAUAAAGAGAAAAAUGACAGGCAGAUGUCGUCGGUCAAUCAGAUUAGGGAAUCUAAAUAUAGAUAGUUUAGGACAAAACACACAGAUUCAAGAAUAUUAUCUUCUUUUUCUUUCUUUCUUUCUUUUUUUCAUCUUUUUUCAAAUAAACAAUAAGUUUCAAUUGCCUGAAAUGGACGCAACAGGCUGGUCUUUGUUUGGUUAAUGCAAAGCACUGCGUACCAAUUCUGCUUU
Prunus mume (Japanese apricot) is the source of this 1616-nucleotide messenger RNA. RefSeq names its product G patch domain protein. NCBI's taxonomy places the organism in Eukaryota, Viridiplantae, Streptophyta, Magnoliopsida, Rosales, Rosaceae. The record is from RefSeq and is a predicted model, not a curated record.